AUGGCUUCAUCUCUUUUCACAAGGACUGUCUUGGGUCAUCAUCGCCUUUUCCACUCUGCUUCACACUCACUCUGUCAAAAGCCCCAAAUUUUCUCUUCUCUGUUCAGUAGGGGAAUAGCACACUUACGAGCCGACCCUGCCUAUACAAAAUAUAAAGCAUCUGGUUGGGUUCCUCGUGCAAUGGCUUCGUCAGUAGCUGGGGCAAGAGCAGAGUUUACAACACAAUCUGUGUCUACAAAUGAGCCUGUUGUUUCCGUUGAUUGGCUCCAUGCUAACCUUAAGGAACCUGAUCUGAAGGUGUUGGAUGCCUCUUGGUACAUGCCUGAUGAGCAAAGGAAUCCAAUUCAAGAGUAUCAGGUUGCUCACAUUCCCGGUGCACUUUUCUUUGAUGUAGAUGGAAUAUCUGAUCGCACUACAAAAUUACCGCAUAUGUUACCAUCAGAGGAAGCCUUUGCUGCUGCUGUUUCUGCUCUUGGCAUUGAGAACAAAAAUGAUCUAGUGGUGUAUGAUGGGAAAGGGAUCUUUAGUGCAGCUCGUGUAUGGUGGAUGUUCCGAGUAUUUGGCCAUGACAGAGUCUGGGUUUUAGAUGGAGGCCUACCAAGAUGGCGUGCAUCUGGAUAUGAUGUUGAAUCUAGCGCGUCUGGUGAUGCAAUUUUAAAAGCUAGUGCUGCCAGUGAGGCAAUAGAGAAAGUAUACAAGGGACAAGCAGUUGGGCCAACUACAUUUCAGACUAAGUUUCAGCCACAUCUUGUCUGGACUAUUGAUCAGGUUAGAAAAAAUGUUGAAGAAAGAACUCAUGAACAUAUAGAUGCCCGAUCAAAGGCCAGGUUUGAUGGAACUGCAUUGGAGCCCCGGAAAGGGAUUAGAAGUGGUCAUGUACCUGGAAGCAAGUGUAUCCCUUUUCCUCAGUUGUUGGAUUCUUCAGAGACACUCUUACCAGCAGAUAAGUUGAAAAACAGAUUUGAUGAAGCAGGCAUCUCUUUGGAAAGCCCUAUUGUUACUUCAUGUGGAACUGGUGUAACUGCUUGCAUUCUUGCACUGGGUCUUCAUCGACUUGGUAAGCCUGAAGUAGCAGUCUAUGAUGGAUCUUGGACUGAAUGGGGAGCACACUCCGACACACCCAUCGACACUUCUUCGUAA
Molecule: messenger RNA, 1140 nt
Organism: Prunus armeniaca (apricot)
Lineage: Eukaryota; Viridiplantae; Streptophyta; Magnoliopsida; Rosales; Rosaceae
Source: the annotation of a GenBank genome assembly